AUGGCGGCUUGCUACAUGCGGCAGACAAACUGGAAGGCCUUUGUACUGUUUAUUUUGUCAGCUAUUAUAUUAAUUGACCAUGUUUAUAAAUGUACUGCAAUACUGAUCAACUGUUUCUCCACAGUAUACAAAGCUACAGUCACUGUGAUAGACCUCAGGGAUGACUAUGAUAUAUAUGUAAUGAAGAUUGAGGACGUUAUUAAAGAAGGUACUGAUGAGAACCCUCGGGGUAAUACACAUAAUUUUAUAAGUCAUGCAAAAUGCCGGAAGUCCUUGAAAUUGGAGGUUGGCCAAAGUUAUUUGGUAUGGGGCACAACCACAGAUCUUUGGGAACAGCCAUCUAGCUACUCCUACAUCAUUGGUAAAGAGACAUGGAUUGAGCGGUGGCCAAAUGAGAAAGAAUGUCAGACUGCUGAGUACCAACAGGCUUGUGAGGACAUUACAGUUGUAGCUGAAAACCUAGAGCUUGGGGGCUGUCCUAACUGA
This is a messenger RNA of Bombina bombina (fire-bellied toad), 486 nucleotides long. Its product is annotated as complement C3-like. Bases 1 to 486 code for a protein of 161 amino acids. The transcript is spliced from 4 exons. The record is from RefSeq and is a predicted model, not a curated record. Gene Ontology annotation, molecular function: protein binding. Lineage: Eukaryota; Metazoa; Chordata; Amphibia; Anura; Bombinatoridae.